UGCACCUACACCUUUCAUUAUAAGUAAAGAAUCUACGUAGUUAGCUGCAACCAAUGGGUUUAGAAAUCACCCCGUCAUUUCCAAUGUUGAUUUUCUCUCUUUUCUUUGCCUUCCUCCUCUGGGUUCUAAUACGGAAGAAUUUCAAAAGCAGCAGCAGCGAACCCCUAAACCUACCCCCUGGACCACGAAAGCUACCCUUUAUAGGAAAUUUACACCAGUUAAUCGGUGAUCUACCCCAUCGGAUACUCGCCAAUUGGGCGAAAAAAUACGGACCUGUUAUGAAAAUUCAAUUAGGAGAAGUUCCGGUAGUUAUAAUUUCUUCACGAGAAACUGCAAAAGAAAUAAUGACAACUCAAGAUGUCGUCCUUGCACAUAGGCCUCCGAUGAUAGUCUCAGAUAUCGUUUUCUAUAAGGCUACUGAUAUGGCCUUCGCACCUUACGGCGAACACUGGAAGCAGCUGCGGAAAAUCUGCAUGACAGAACUCCUCUGUCCGACACGUGUACGGUUGCUCCGGUCAGUAAGGGAAGAAGCAGUAUCAAAUUUCAUCCGUUCGAUCGCUUCCGCUUCCAGCGAAGGAACUCCGGUCAACCUGAGUAAAAUGCUGCACUCGUUAACGUGCACUGUUAUUUCAAGAGCAACCUUUGGCGACGAAUGCGAGGAACAAGAAGAAAUCAUACCAAUUGCUGAAGAAGUUGUGAAAAUGGUAACAGGUCUUUGCAUCCCUGACCUCUUCCCAUCUAUCAAAAUGCUUCCUGUUAUUACUGGAAUUCGGUCUAAACUCAAGAAAUUGCAAAAGAAAAUUGAUUUUGUUCUUGAGAAGAUAAUUAAUAAACAUAAGAAGGUCACGUCGCAGAUAGAAAUGGAGAAAAAAGAUAUUGUUGAUGUUUUACUGCAUCUUCAAGAGCAUGGCAACCUUGAACUUCCCUUGACAACAGACACAAUCAAAGGGCUUAUACUGGAUAUGUUUUUCGGAGGGAUAGAUACAUCGGCUACACUAGUAGAAUGGGUGAUGUCGGAAAUGAUAAAAAACCCGAAAAUGAUGCAAAAAGUGCAAGAAGAAGUCAGGCAAGUUUUCGGCGACACAGAAAACAUUGAUGAAGCAAAGAUUGAUAAAUUAGAGUACUUGAAGUUAAUUAUCAAAGAAACAUUAAGAUUGCAUCCUCCUGUUCCAUUACAACCUGCGAGACAGGCCAGCGACCAUUGCCAAAUCAAUGGAUAUGACAUACCAGCAGAGACGAGAGUCCUUAUAAACUUUUGGGCACUUGGAAGAGAUCCUAAUUAUUGGUCCGAACCUGAAAAGUUCAGUCCAGAGAGAUUUAUCGACAAUCAAAUUAAUUAUAAAGGAGUUAAUUUUGAGUAUUUACCGUUCGGUAGUGGAAGGAGGUUAUGUCCGGGUAUGGUAUUUGGCAUGGCGACUGUGGAACAUACACUAGCACGGUUACUGUACCAGUUUGAUUGGAAACUCUCGGAUGGUAAGAAGAAAGAAGAUCUAGACAUGAAAGCAAAAUUUGGGGCAGUUGCUAAAAGGGUAAAUGAUCUAUAUCUGGUUCCAAUCCCAUACCACCACAACAUGUAGCAGUUCUACAUAAACACUAGUUUGAUCUCAGCCAGAAAAAUAUUAUUGUUCUAAAUAAGUUUGUAUUCUUUUUUCUGGAUGUUCUUCAGUCAUUUUAAUUUAUGUUGUUGUUGAAAUUAAGAGCCGUUGGAUCAGCUCCAUUGGUGGAUUUUCUCCCUGUCGCAAGGUUUGAUAAUUAAUUAUUUUGUGUUUCAUUUUGUAGUUUGAUUGAAUAAAAAUAAAAAUUAAAUAAUUUUUCAGCAAA
Molecule: messenger RNA, 1821 nt
Organism: Mercurialis annua (annual mercury)
Lineage: Eukaryota; Viridiplantae; Streptophyta; Magnoliopsida; Malpighiales; Euphorbiaceae
Product: desmethyl-deoxy-podophyllotoxin synthase-like
Exons: 2
Coding region: 54-1577 (507 amino acids)
Molecular function (GO): monooxygenase activity; iron ion binding; oxidoreductase activity, acting on paired donors, with incorporation or reduction of molecular oxygen
Source: RefSeq, a predicted model, not a curated record